AUGUCGUUUGAAACAGAAUCUAUUUCAGAACUGAACUUCAAUCAUAGCUACAUCAGCGGUCUGCUCGACUUUUUCAAAAUCAAGUUGCAGUCGUCGCCGCACGUGAAAGAAAAGUGUCGUAUUGAGACAGAUAAGUCGGAGGACCUUGCAAUUAGUAUGACAGUAUCAGCAUCGUUUGCCUUUUCAUGGAAUCGAACGAAUGAUCCACGUGAAGUAGCGAUAUCGGAGAAUCCUCGAGCAUGGAGAUCAUUGGAGUCCCAGCAGCUGACUGAGACUAAUAACCAAAGUCGCCGAAUCAGAAAUAAGCUCUUUGGCGAAAACCACCCUAUUCCAUUGCUGGGUAGCUCCACUUCUCCUUUGGAUAAAAUGGAUCUUACAUCAGCUGGCCACAGCUGCGUGAAGAAACCGCGAUUGCUGCUCAGCAAGCGAGUUGCAAUCCUUGUGCAAGUCUGUUCCAACUCUAGAGAGUUGCACAAGGACAUUAUGGGAUCCGAGUUGUCGCCUCCUAUGCCACUUAUAUUUUCACCAUCUAAGGUACUAAACACACCAAGUGCCGGUCAAUGCGGAGAGGCUGCUCAAACACAGCUCUUGUCAACCGUUCCGGAGCUCAGACUUAGAGGGAUUCGGCGGAUUGUGUUAGAGUUGUUCAAUGAUGGCGAAAACGAACAAGAUAAAGAUGGUGGUGAAAAUGAAGAAUACAGUCGCAGGCUUAGUGACAAUGUAGGUGCUGCAAUGACGAGCAUCUCUUCAAUUCAGCAUGGUGCACCGUUGGGGGAACUUGUGUCUAUUUUGGCGACAAGUAUGUCGCAACUUUACAGUAUCAACUCUAUGUCGUUAUCGCGGGUUAAAUUUGUAAAAGCGUUGAGAGAACGGUGGCUUAAACAGGAACUACUUCCGUUCAUGAGCACCAGCACAGAUGAAGGUGGCGGAGCAAGCAACAGCACGUUAAUGAUCACAAAAAGUCUAAAGCAGCAGCUCCAAGUUGCAUUUGAAAUGGCGUUGGAUGCGUGUUGGAAACUUGUGCGCUUACUUGAAGCAGUAGAAGCGUUGGUUACAAAGGCAAUGGCUUUACUGCACUACUUUCUGGCCUCAAACGAGGAACAGAGACAUUUGCCCUUGUAA
Peronospora belbahrii is the source of this 1122-nucleotide messenger RNA. Lineage: Eukaryota; Oomycota; Peronosporomycetes; Peronosporales; Peronosporaceae. The record is from the annotation of a GenBank genome assembly.